AUGUCGCCCAACCAACACCACGCCUGGCUCCCUCCAGGGCAUCUCCGUCCCCCCGACAACCAGCACAACUCCGGCUCCUCUUUCAAUGGCCUGUCGAAUGGUCCGUCGCGCCCCCACACGCCCCAAGUAGCUUCCCGUGCGCCAGCGGAGAGUUCCCAGGGCGGAAACCCGGUAUUAGACCCUGAUGUCGCUCCGGAAGAAGACCCCCGCGUCACCGCCUUUAGAGAAAGCUAUAAACGAACGGAAUCAAGGAUAAAUACGCUAUUUGGUAAUAAAACUUCAGAAGACGCACCUCAAAACGAUGCCGAGCCUACGUCGGGUCCUGCGGAAGCCGCUGCCCUUGAGCCCCAAGCAGCUGCCGCUCCAGCACCUCCACGGCGUCCUGCUAGGCGACUGGAUGAGGAUGACUACGACGAAUACGACGAUGAAGAGGAAAACAGGUCUAGCCCUCAUGCUCCUCCAUCCCCGAAAUCCAAAUCCACACCUUCGAUCACGGAAAUAAAACUCGAACCUUCUCCUCCCCCGAAACCCGGCAUUCCCCUAAGCUCUGAAAACCAAAAGGAUUCCAAAAAGGACUCUCUAGAAGAUAUCAGAAAAAAGUUAGAGCAGGAUAAAAAGGAGACUGAAGAAGCUGCCAAAAGAAGCUUUCGUACGAUAUUCUACACUUUGGAGAAUGAUCGUGAUGCGAUGCUAGACCAACAGCGGCUGGAGGAAUCAGAGAGACAAGUCGAGGCUGAAAUGAGUGGUCAAUCUGGAAACGAUAACACCUCCGCAAAUGGGCAACCAGCAUAUGGUUCGCUGAGCAGUGCCAACCUCGGAGCAUCGAGUUUGACUCUGAAGAAUCUCAUCGCCCGGAUCGAUAUGAAGCGUAGUGAAGUUCAAGCUUCAGAUGCCGAGCUUCGAAGUUUAAUGAGCGAAGUCAGGAAGAAUCGCAGUAAAUGGGCAAGCGAAGAGAAAAUCGGCCAAGAAGAACUCUAUGAAGCUGCGGAAAAGGUACUAAGCGAGCUUAAAGCCAUGACUGAACACUCCAGCGCCUUUCUCACCCGAGUCAAUAAAAGAGACGCCCCAGAUUAUCAUAACAUCAUCAAACGCCCAAUGGAUCUUGGGUCGAUGACCAAAAAGCUGAAAGCCCUUCAGUAUAAAUCGAAGCAGGAGUUUGUAGACGAUCUUAACCUGAUUUGGGCCAAUUGUUUGAAGUACAACACUAACCCUGAGCAUUUUCUCCGAAAACAUGCCCUGUAUAUGAGAAAAGAAACAGAGAAACUGGUGCCUUUGAUACCGGAAAUUGUCAUUAGGGAUCGUGCCGAGGUCGAAGCCGAAGAGCGCAGACUUCAACUUGCGGAACUUGAUGGCGGAGAAGAAAGUGAUGAUGAGCCAAUCAUGUCAUCUCGAGGACGCAAGGCAACAGCUACGAAAGGGAAGAAGGGGGCGGGAGCUGGUCGCAAAGCGCCUGCUAAAGGUCUCCAGUCGACUCCUGAAGUCAAGAGCAAUAUACCAUCUGACGCCAUCAGCACGUCCCAAGAUUCAACCAUAGAUGGUAUUUCAGGUGCUACAUCAACACCUCCUCCCGGCACCUUGACCCCAAUUACAUCAAAUAGCCAAGGACUUCCUGCCACUGGAAUCCAAAUGGAUGCCCUAGAGAUAGUGGGGUUUGUACCCGCGGCCCCUGCUUAUAACAGCGCUUUAUCUGGACUGGCUGUAGAAUUUGAAGAUCCUGAAUAUAAAAUAUGGAAGCAAGUUACGAAGAAAGAUCGUGCUCUUGUCGCUGCCGUGAGACACCGCCUUUUCAAAGGCGAUAGAUUAAAUUCCGAGGAGCCGGCUCUCCUUCGGACAAAAUCUGGAAUGAGACGGUGGCUUAAAAACCAGCAGGAGGCUUCAAUAGAGAACGAUAGACAGACAGAUUCUAGCUCCCAAAUGGUACAACCGGCAACUACCGCUGAAACUUUUGCUGAAGGUAUCGAAGAGGAAGAAGAGCAGAUGCUUCCAGAUUACUAUGAUCUUAUGUCGGCCGUCCCUGAUCUACCAGCGCAUUUACAGUGGAAAGAAGACUCUGAAGGGAAUGUGGUUGAGACCUCGGAAGAAUUCCUGAGGAUUCUUCCAAAGGGGUUGUUCACAGCACCCCCAAGUAAAUUUUCCAAGAGAAUAGAUGCAAACUUAAAGCAGACCCAGGAGACUAGAAAGAUCUGUUCAAAAAUAAGUAUUGUAAAGCAGAUGCAACAGCAAUCUCAGAUGUAUCAAAACCAAUUUCAGAAGUAUCAGCCAGAGCCACUUAUUGAGAAAGACGUGCUUCCACAUGUGAUGAAUGAUGAGGGGCCAGUUAUAAACCCUUGGGUUUGCAGAGCCGCUCUUCAACGCUCAGUUGCCAAGGUUCUUUACCAUACUGGGUUUGAGGAAUACCAGCCUUCGGCUUUGGAUGCUAUCACUGAUGUGGCGGCGGAUUUCUUUUCUAAAAUCGGGGCAACACUCAAAGGGUAUAUGGAGUGUCCAAAGGUUAUGGUAUCGGACGAAACAACGAAUCCAUCGUCAACAAAAUCACAAUGGAAGCUGCCUUAUACUCAAGAACAAAUGAUUCUCCACACACUCCAGUGCGUUGGGACGGAUGUCGAAACUCUUGAGUCAUAUGUCAAGGACGAUACUGAGCGCCAUGGCGCGAAAUUAGGUGUUAUCCAUGAACGCCUGAAAGGCCAUCUCGCAGAGUUGCUCCGACCAGCCCUCAAUGACAAUGCCGGCGAUGGGUCAAGUGCUUUCAAUGAUGGAAGUGAACAAUUUAUUGGAGGUGAUUUUGCUGAAGAUAUUGAUGAAGAUUUCUUUGGAUUUAAGGAACUUGGUUUGGACAAGGAAUUUGGCCUUUCAAGCAUGAGUGUGCCUUUACAUCUUCUCCAGAAUCGGAUGUACAACGCUCAUCAAGCCCAGAAUUUAAAUUCGUCUCAAACGACAUCCGCUCUAUUUCCUACCCCACCUGCCUACCCACGGAUCACAUUACAGACUCUCCCUCGGCACAUCGGCUUGGUUCAGAACUUCUUCUUGGCAAAAUUACACGCCAACAACGAUGAUGCACUUGUUGAAGAUUUGGAGUUGCCGCCAAAACAAAGACCAAACGCAGCAAGGCCUCGUAUUCCGGCAUCUGGCAAGAUUCCCCCACCAUCAGGUCAAACAAUAACCACCAGCCCUCAGAAACGACCGGCACCACCCUCAGCAAAUAUUGGCGCUGUGAAAUCUGGACUUUCUGAGCCGAAUAGGAAGAAGGCUAAGAAAAGCCAGAAUGUCCCGCUUGGUCUUCCUGGUAGGGAUGGCGCUGAUAGUGCGAAUACAGUUGGUUCUGCCAAUCAUGUCAAAGCAGCCGUCUCCUCGAAACUUAACGGCAUCAAGUCUCAUGAUGGCUCUAACGGCUACAAAGGAGAAAGCAACAAUGGCGGCCCUGAGAGAGCAGGAGAGGCGCUCAAUGGUAAUCAUGGGGACGAUGAUGCUAUGGACAUUGACGACAAUCAUGCUGCCGAUGGCAACUGGGCAGGCAAUUCUUCCACUGCGCCCGCUUCUAAUGCGGUCAGUGUAAAUGGCCAUGCCUAA
Messenger RNA from Ophidiomyces ophidiicola, 3567 nucleotides. RefSeq names its product Transcriptional activator spt7 (gene SPT7). Gene Ontology annotation, biological process: regulation of transcription by RNA polymerase II. The transcript is spliced from 4 exons. Bases 1 to 3567 code for a protein of 1188 amino acids. NCBI's taxonomy places the organism in Eukaryota, Fungi, Ascomycota, Eurotiomycetes, Onygenales, Onygenaceae. Gene Ontology annotation, molecular function: protein heterodimerization activity; structural molecule activity. The record is from RefSeq and is a predicted model, not a curated record. Gene Ontology annotation, cellular component: SAGA complex; SLIK (SAGA-like) complex.